Molecule: messenger RNA, 1884 nt
Organism: Penicillium olsonii
Lineage: Eukaryota; Fungi; Ascomycota; Eurotiomycetes; Eurotiales; Aspergillaceae
Source: the annotation of a GenBank genome assembly
AUGGCUUACGUCGAUCAAUUCUACCCCAUGGAAAACCCCGAGUGGGUGGACUUUGAUCAAUUCCUGGAUCUUCCCUCAGGCUACGAUGACCAGUCGUCAGCCACAAUCUCGCCUCAGGAUCUGGCACUGCCCUACGAGAGUGAAUUCACCUCGCCGGUCGAUGCCAUGACACCCUUCACCACCACCUAUGACCAAGACUUCAUGGCCAUGGACGGAGGUUUCAUGAACGACCCGGCUGCUCCUUUGUUCGACGAUGCGUCCUUUACGGGAUACAACCCCUACGAUGGCAGCAAUGCGUUCCGGAACAUGGUCGAGGCACAGGCCGCCGCCGACCCCCGCGUGGCCACCAUAAAGGAGAAACGCCGCGAGGCUGCCAUUGCCCUUCAUCUCCAGCGCCUCUGUGAUGCCACUGCUCUUGAUCUCGACAUGUCAUCGGACUCCAACACCAGCUUCUCCUCCCCCAGCUGGUCCGAUUACAUGCGCGAAAGCACAUCGCCCAUCCCCAGUCCCAAAACUACCGCCGCAGAGGCACCACCUCCGGCAGCAAUGGAAAUGGUGCUCGAUCUGAACAUGAACGCGGCAGCUAACGUUCCAAAGAAGCAAAAACCUCGUUCUCAGGCACAGAAGGAGAACUACAUCAAGGCUCGGAAGUAUGGAGCCUGCGAAAAGCACAAGAAGCAACACAAGAGAUGCAACUGCCUGGAAAAGGCCGCCGCUCGCGCCGCUGCAAACGAGUCACCAAACACGGCCGCUUUCCAAGAGCAACUGAGACUUCAAACCUCGGUUCUUCGCGACAGUCGCUACCCAGUCUCUCCAGGACAAGUCCCGUCCUCUCAACUUCAAUCGCUUCCAUCUGUCAAACCGAUCAGGAAGUCUCCAAGCUCAUCCUCUGGUCACGACACGAUAAUCCAACUACCAAGUGUACCACAAGAUGUUGUCAGACCAAAGUCUCAAAAGAGCACUCCACCAGGACGAGAUUCUAUGCCUCCAGGCGUCCCGAGUUUCAACAACAUGUCACCUCAAGACAUGGUUAUCAAAUCGGGCAAGUUGGUUGCAAAGAAUGCGAUUUCGACUCUGGAGAAGACUGCACCACCAGGAAGGAAUGUUUCGAGCGCAUCUGCAGGUCGCGAUGUUGUCCAAUCCAGCAUGCUCGCGAAGAGUUCUUCUGGCCGCGACAUUGUCUCUGGCAAGAAGGCUCUCAGUUCAUCUGCGGGUCACGACAUAAUAAUCUCUGGCAAGAAGUCCAGCACCACCGCCAGCCACGACAUAUUACUAUCCGGCAAGGCCACAGAGACGGCGUCAGCCAACCGCGGCCAUGUCUCAAGUCAAUCCACCCACCCGCCUGGGACAACUCGCUUGCCAAGUGGCUCAAGUCUGCGCUGGCGUGUUUCGUCGUCGAGAGUCUCGACGAGGACCGACAGAGCGACUCCAUCUGGUGUUCCAUCAGCCGUGUCUUGCACAGCUCUGGACGUUCAUUCUCAAAACGUCCGAACUACUGUACCAGACACAAUCUUGUCAGGAGUUGUUCCUGUUCCUCGUGGAAUCCACCCGGGAGGAACUUCUACUGCCCCAGGACUGCAAAGACUGUCGGUAUCGACUCUUCCUGCAGGAAUGCUGUCUCUACCAAGAGACCAAUUUGCCUCGCCACGACGGCUUGGGUUGUCUGGCAGUGUCGAUCGCUCGCCAGAAAUAUUCGGCAACGGCUUGGUGCAUUCGCUCGUUUCUGUUGGCGGUAUGCUUUCUAGUUCUGUCGCGCUUUGUGCGCAAAUUUCGCUUUCUACAACCAACAAGGUUGAAGGAGCCCUCUACCGGGGACUUUCUUUGGCUGGCAGGUAUCUGCUAUCGGCUCGGAAGGCGUUCAAUUGGCAGAUUAUGAGGACUUAG